AUGGUGAAGGAGGAGAGUGAAGAACUGAGUGAAGAUGAGGAGAAACAUCACGUCAAAAGUGAAACUGAAACUCACACAAAUACCGAACAGAAUGUUUUAAUUAAAGCAACAGCUGUAAAAUGUUUCACCUGCACACAGUGUGGAAAGAGUUUCGUACAACCCUCACACCUUCAUCAGCACAUGAGGAUCCACACUGGAGAGAGACCGCACAAGUGUUCACACUGCGACAAAUCAUUCAGCCAUUCAGGACAUCUGACAGUUCAUGAGAGGAUUCACACGGGGGAGAAACCAUUCACGUGUACUCACUGUGGGAAGAGUUUCAAAUGCUCAUCACACCUUAAUGAGCACAUGAUUAUUCACACUGGAGAGAAAACACACAGAUGCGAUCAAUGCGGCAAGACAUUUUUGAGGCCUGCAGUGCUGAAGAAACAUCUCAGAGUUCAUACAAAGGAGAAGCCGUAUUCAUGCUCUGAGUGUGGUAGCAGUUUUACACAGCUGUCAAGUUUAAGAAGACAUCAGCAGAUCCACACUGCUGUGAGAGGGUUUGUGUGCUUUGAGUGUGAGAAGACUUUUAUUACAGCUGCAGAAUUGAAUCGACACCAGAGGAUUCACACGGGAGAGAAACCGUACACAUGCUCUCAGUGUGGGAAGAGUUUCACGCAGUCAACACACCUUAACAAACACAUAAUGAUUCACACUGGGGAGAAGCCAUUCAUAUGUACUCACUGUGGGAAGAGUUUCACACAAUCAUCACACCUUAACAGCCACAUGAAGACCCACGGUGCAAACCAUGUUUGAGACUUUCAGAGCUGUAGAAACCUCUUAAGGCCCUGAUAUAUUUUAAAUCAAGUUCUGUCGUGCUCGGUUUGAGGGCAGGUAGAAGUUUUUGAGGGCAGGUAGAAGAAGGGAUGGCUGACGUGAAACUGACAGUGUUGUAAUACCGAAGUGCAAGUGUUUCAAAACACUGCACCGAGCCAAGAUCUGAAACGCCCAGGUCACGUGACUAAAGUGUUUUGAAACACCAGGACUGCGUCCGCAAUCGUCUACUACUCCGUAGGUACUGCAUUUGAAUUUAGACGUACUACUCGGCCGUUGGAAAAGUAUGUUCUAUACAGCAUGAAUGGAAUUCGGACGUACUACAUCUGCCAUUUUGUCAUGGUCACGUGACCUACCCGCGUCAGUUGCGUUGCUUCACUUCCAUUCAUGAAUUCGCACAUGAGGCAUCAUGGGAUAGCGAAGCAUGCAUGGGAUGUGCACUUCAGAAUAUCGCCGGAAAUAGUAAGUUAUCCGGGUACUACUACUCGGCUCGCAUACUAAUUUCAGCGUACUAUAUAGUAUGGAAGUAUGCCGUUUCGGAUGCAGCUCAGGUCUCGUGACUGGAGCGAUUCAAAGCAUCGGACAAUUCAGAAGUGUUUCAAGAACUGGUGAAUCUGCAUUUGACUGACAGGGUCAGAAAAAUUAUCUCAUGUAGCCUAGGGAACCGUGCGUGUGCACGCAAAUGGCCCGAGUUCGAAUCCCGUCUUGUACGAAUACACUGAAAUUAUGACCUGAUGUAUUUUAAUGGUUACUUUUUAUGACCAAAACAAGACAUAUUUAUUCACAAAGGAUGUCAAACCAAUGUUAAAACAUGUUACCAGAACGGAGCAUUUCAAACCAAACAUCUAUAGCAGCAUCACCCUGGAUUCGAACCUAUUAUCUCUGAAGGCUAUCAGUAACUCUCACCGCUCCACUAAAUCACUUGAAACCUCAAUUCUACAAUGCAGUUUAAUACCUCGAUUUCUCAUCGAUUUGCCUAAUGAGAAGUUAUCACUAGGUGUCACUGUAGAGACGGAUUUCGAAACGUUUCGAAGCUUCGACACAUUUGCUUCGACUGUUUUAAUGGUUCACGAAGCCUCGCUUUGCCCACCACUAGAAGUUUAUGAAGAGCGAUUGUCAGUAUUGAUCUUAUUCUGCGAUGCUGAAGUGUGCUCAUUUUUUUCGAUUUGUUUUAGAACUUCAGAUUCAGUCACCUAUGGAAGAAAUGACUAACAGUAAUAAACAGCAGAAAACGGUCAAACUGGCUCUACAGACGAGCAUGAAAGGGUUAAGUCAUUAUGGAAAAUGUUAAAAUAUGAAGCUAUUUUUU
Molecule: messenger RNA, 2125 nt
Organism: Danio aesculapii
Lineage: Eukaryota; Metazoa; Chordata; Actinopteri; Cypriniformes; Danionidae
Product: gastrula zinc finger protein XlCGF7.1-like
Exons: 1
Coding region: 1-798 (265 amino acids)
Source: RefSeq, a predicted model, not a curated record